AGGGACAAGCAGUGCAUGUAAAAGUUGCUGCUCCAGCGAGACGGCGAGGCUUUGCUCUGUGCUGUUUGUUGGCUUGGUUAGACGUGCCGUGUUUGCGAGAGGAGCAAGGUCACCACCUCUCCUCCUUAGAGCCGCCGACUGCGGGAGUUUUCGGGCCAGGUGCCAGAGCGGCGUGGUUAGUCAGUCAUGGGACAAACGUUCACCUGGCUGCUUUGAGAAAGUAGAAGGAAGUGGCUGCGUUGGCCUGAGAGCGCGCGUCGCGCUGAGGUUUUGCGCUAUGAGGGACGCUAAGGAGAAGGGAGUGCUCGAAGGAGGCGUGAGAGCGGGACCACGCGUUGCUAAGCAAGCGGUCUAGGCGUGUUACAGAGGACUUUCGUAAGGCUGGACCCCGAGGGGCUGGGGGCUUCGAAAGCCCCCACGGGCAGGCCGGCAGCCGCAGAGAACCGAGCGCCUCGGUCUGGUGUUGGCGGGAAAUGGCCCCCAGAGGCUGGUCGUGUCUGAUUUGCAUCUGCCUCUUCUGGUCAGUACAUGGGAUGGUACCAGAACCUCAAAAUGUGAGACUUCAUUCAGUCAUGUUCAACAGUGUUCUUCAGUGGGAUCCACCUAGUUUUUACAAAGAAAAUGUGACUUAUACAGUUCAGUAUAAAGAAUAUGUGAAUGGAUUCACUGAUUUGUGCCAAAGAACUGACUUCACAGAAUGUGAUAUUUCGAGUAUCCCCUUAUAUGGUACUAUCAUUAUAAGAGUCAGAACUGAGUUUGAGAAGGAAUGGUCAAACUGGGUAAACAUCUCUUUCACACCAUUCAAUGACACAAAAAUUGGACCACCUGUUCUUCAAGCUGAAGCCAUAAGAUCUGGGGUCUUGAAUGUACAAAUCACAGAUCCCCUUGCUACACGUGAUGGUGGCAAAUAUCCCAUAAAACAUUUUUAUGGGCAUAAUUCUGUGGUUUACAGGAUGCUGAUACGGAAGAAAGACUAUGGUAGUGAACAGAUGAUACCAGACCUGGAUCCUGGAACAACAUAUUGCCUUCAGGCUCAAGCAUUUAUUCAUGGAUUUAAUAAAAGUGGACAGUGGAGUGAAGCUUUUUGUAUCGGAACAACUGACAAAGGUAUAAAUACAGUGCAGCUGCCUGUUAUCCUACUACUAGUGUUGGUAUUGUUCACUUUCUGUUGCUUCAUGAUUUUACAUGCUUACCGCCGGGUCAAAUAUGUCUUCUUUCCUUCAUAUUCUUUACCACAGCAUUUCAAAGAGUUUUUAAGCAAGCCUUUUUACAGUUCACAGUUUCUUGCAUCUCAGUCGCAAGGAGAAGAACAUGCCUAUGACAAAAUAAUUGUCCUUUCAGAAGAGUCAAAAACUGAUGAUAAGGAAUCUGAUGAACAAGUGAGAAAUGCAAAGCAGCAGCUCCAAGGAUCCCUAAAAGAAAUCUCUAGGCCUAAAGACAUUUCAGACUCCAUGCCUCUGGUACACUCUUAAAAGUGGAAGGAAUAGAAUUGAAAGGCUACAUUUUGAGGGGACUUAGUGGCACUUUCAAAGAAGCUAUUUAUACUUUGCACAUUACAAAUUUCAAAAUAGUUAACUUUAUGAACAUUAUAUUUCAAACCUAUAUUUAUUCUGUUAUGAUACUCGAUAAGAAACUUGUAUAUACAAAUUCUCUAUUUUAAAAAUGUAUAUAUAUUGAAGCUUUAAUUUUAGAACAAAAUAUAGAUGAAGUAUUAAGUAAGUUCCACUCAUAUAAAUAACAGUGUAAGGUUCCAAGUAUUAUUUAUAUUUAUAUUUAUAUUACAGCAAUUUGUAUAGAAUAAUUCAUUAUGAGAACUAUAUUAGGAUCUAUAAAAUUAUGCUACUCACAUAGUGUUAUAUUUCCUGAUCCACAUUUGCUUUUAACUACAUUUUACUUCAGUAAAACAUAUUUAAGAACAUAAGCAUACAUAGGAUCUGGGUAAGGAUAUCUGUCCAUAUAAGCAGGCUUCUGCAUGCAUCUCAUUUGCUGGAUCAGGAACCUUGUGUGAAUGUGAUGCACAUCUGGUAUGGAUGGCAUCUGUCUACACAGCAUUUCUUUCAAUGCAAUUUGCAUGUCAACACCCUUUCCAAACCAUAUUCUAGAGCAUCUAGUUGCAUCUUUUAAUUUAAAAGCACAAAUAGAGUUGGGUUGGGAUUAAUGCAGCAGAGCCAUAUGUACACAGUAGCAGGUUUCCAUAUGUUCUGGAUGUUUAUAUAAUGAACAAUAUACACACAUAUUAGGGUGCACAUGUUUCACCAAUCUGGAAAGCCCUCUCCAGGAACUGAGAAGAGGCAAGACUGAAGCCCAGACAUCUGCUGUCCCCUCUCAUGUUGCCCCUGAAUAGAUAAUUCAGCUGAGCUGACACAGGUGGUCUCGAGUGUACUGUUGAGAUCCUCCAGACUGUCGGUUCUGGGGGAUGUCAACAUCCAUGCUGAGGCCGCCUUAUCUGGGGCAGCUCAGGAUUUCAUGGUCUCCAUGACAACCAUGGGACUGUCCCAAUAUGCCACUGGCCCAAGAAAUGUAGCAGGGCAUACUCUAGACUUGGUUUUUGCAACUGGACAGGGAGAUGGUGAUCUGAAAAUGGGGGGCCUUACAUCAGUCCCUUUGUCAUGAACAGAUCACUGCUUGCUGAAGUUUAGACUUACAGCAGAUUUUCCCCUCUGCAAGGGUGGGGGACCUAUUAAGUUGGUCCGUCCCCAGAGACUAAUGGAUCUGGAUGGUUUCCAAAGGGCUCUGGGAAGUUUUCCAGCUGAUAGGGUUGGAGCUCCUGUUGAAACCCUGGUUGAACUGUGGAAUACAGAAAUGACCCGGGCAGUUGACAUGAUUGCUCCUGAGCGCCCUCUCCUGUAUAGAGCUCAUACGGCUCUAUGGUUUACCCCAGAGCUGAGAGCGAUGAGACAAUAUAGGAGACGGCUUGAGUGCAGAUGGAGACAAACUCCUGAUGGAUGCAAUUAUACACUGGUAAGUGCCUAUGGUAAGCUGUAUUUAGGGGCAGUGAGGGCAGCAAAACAACAAUACUUUGCUGCCACUAUCAAAUCAUCACUCUGCCACCCAGUGGAGCUCUUCAGAAUUUUCUGGGGUCUAUUACAUGCUGGCCCCAGGGACAUGGUAGAACCAUCUGAGGCCCACUGUAAUAAAUUUGCUACGCACUUCCAGGAUAAAAUCUUUGACAUCCACCAGGACGUAGACUCCAGUGUUAUAGUAGGUGAAUCAAGCAAGGUAUCCAGAGCACAGCCUUGUCUUGAUUUCUUGGAUGAGUUUGAGUUGGUACAGCUUGAGGACGUUGACAAGGUGCUUGAAGGUUUGUGAAACCACUUCUGUAUUGGAUCCUUGCCCUUCUUGGCUAAUAAAAGCUAGCAGGGAUGGAACAGCUGGCUGAGCCAGGAAAGUGAUCAAUGCCUCUCUGGGAGAGGGAGUGGUCCCUGGCCACCUGAAAGAGGCGGUAGUGAGACCACUCCUAAAGAGAGGACCCAGAAAAUCUUAACUAUAGGCCAGUGGCAAAUGUUCCAUUCCUGGGCAAAGUCCUUGAACAAGUGGUUGCAGGCCAGCUCCACACACUUGAUGAGGCCGAUUAUCUGGAUCCAUUUCAGUCGGGUUUCAGGCCUGGUUUUGGCACAGAAACAGCCUUGGUCACCCUGUAUGAUGACCUUUGUUGGAAGAGAGACGGGGGGAGUGUGACUGUUGAU
This is a messenger RNA of Rhineura floridana, 3686 nucleotides long. RefSeq names its product interleukin 10 receptor subunit beta (gene IL10RB). Lineage: Eukaryota; Metazoa; Chordata; Lepidosauria; Squamata; Rhineuridae. Bases 474 to 1472 code for a protein of 332 amino acids. Gene Ontology annotation, cellular component: membrane. Gene Ontology annotation, biological process: blood coagulation. The transcript has 7 exons. Gene Ontology annotation, molecular function: interleukin-10 receptor activity; protein binding. The record is from RefSeq and is a predicted model, not a curated record.